This is a messenger RNA of Lactuca sativa (garden lettuce), 681 nucleotides long. The record is from RefSeq and is a predicted model, not a curated record. NCBI's taxonomy places the organism in Eukaryota, Viridiplantae, Streptophyta, Magnoliopsida, Asterales, Asteraceae.
UUGAACCGCCCUCACUUCUUAUAAAUACCCUUCACCGCAUCAACGUUCUCUUCAUCCAAAUCGUGAGUAUUAAGUUGUUAACUCAUUAUUCAAAAAUGUUGAGAAAGUCGGUUGUCUUUUCCACAUUUGUUCUUAUCCUCUUCGUUCUAGCUAUCUCAGAUAUCACGAGUGUGAGAGGAGAACUAUGCGAGAAACCUAGCAAGACAUGGUCGGGUAACUGUGGCAACACCGGACACUGUGAUGGCCAGUGCAAAUCUUGGGAGGGUGGAGCCCAUGGAGCAUGUCACGUGCGUGGAGGGAAACACAUGUGCUUCUGCUACUUUAAUUGUCCUAAAGCUGAAAAGCUUGCCCAAGACAAACUCAAAGCCAAAGAGCUCGCCCAAGACAAACUCAAAGCUAAAAAGCUAGACCGGCCAUGAGGACAAGAAAGUAGUACCAAAUGUGGACCAUCCAUGUAACGAUGGCAAUUAGUUUCUUUAAAUAGAAAGUUUCCUUAUGAUACCAAUAAUAAUAUAAAGUGCUUGCUUAACAUCACAUUAUGAACUUCUUUAAAGAAGCAUGAGGUGAUGAAGGGUGCACUUUUUUCGUAGUGACAUAUGUAAUAAGUUGAUAACUUAUGCUUCCCAUGCAUAAGAAGUUUCACUUAUGCUAUUAGUAAAGGUCUAUUUUGAAAUUUCACAA